UCCGUGUAUUGGUUUGGUGUACUAGAUAAGAUAAAAUUUAUUUCGACUUGUCAGUGGAGUUGACUGACUGAUAACGAAAUGGAAGGAAAUUUUUGCUGGUUUGUUAGACAAAUUUUCUUAUCACAAUUUUAUUAGUAGUAUACAUUUUUAAAUAGAAUUAAAAGAUUCAAGUAAUUAAAAAAUAAUUUCCUAAUCGUUUGAAUAUUUGAAACGUUCAUCAGAAAACUUCAUAGAGAUAGACAGUAAACAAAUGAUUAUAUUGAUCAUCACAAGUUUAAUUCACGUAUUUAAUUAGCAAUUUGAGAUUCUGAAAAUUGAAAUUGAAAAAUUGAAAUAAACAAUUUCUCAUGCGCCGUUCAUUAAUUGCUAAAAAUUUCAACUGUUUCAUCUCCAGAAAAUAUAAGCUAAACAAAACUAACUCAUCGAACGUAUAAGAACUGAGUAGAAGAGAGAGUGAGUAGAAGAGAAGAGAGAUUGCUGACCACAAACAUGUCGUCGGCACCGACCUCAGCGUCAUCGUCAGCAUUAAGGCAGCACAAAACAGCGACACUGCAGCAGAAUCCCGCUUUCCAAUAUUUCCAAUCAAAGGAGCAGCUAUCGAGGGUCGUUUCUCAACCAGCAGCUCAACAACAACAGCAACAACAACAACAUCUCAGUUCCCACAAUUUGUUGCGCCAACAGUGCAACAGUGUUGAUGAGGAUCUCUUUGAUUCGCCAGCUGAACAUUUUCAUCUUAGCGCCAACACCAUUCCCCGCAAACAAAAUAAAAAUUUGGUUCCUAAUAUAGAAAACAAUUUCAGACAACUUAACAACAGCCACAACAUCAACAACAACAACAUAAACAACAUCAUCGACAACAACAUGAACAACAUUAUAAACAACAACGUUACUGACAAUAACAUUAACGACCACAACAUUAUCAACAACAAUAUUAACAAUAAUCCUAGCAUCAACAAUGGCAAUACAGCGAAUAUUAAAAACAAUGAUUACACAAAUGAUAAUACUAAUAUAAAAAACAAUAAUUUUAGCAACAGUUGCAACAACAACACUCACAGCUACAACAACAAUAACACUUAUAGCAACAGUGUCACACAGACCAACAACAAAAACAGCAACUCCGAAGUAAACAGCGAACACAUAAAUUUAAAUACUACUGCUGACAUUAACAACAACAUUGACAACAUCAAAAACAGCAGCAACAACAACAGUGACAAUAAAAAUUCUAACAGACCGUUGCAAGAGAUAAGUGAUGGGUUAGACAGCAACGUUAGUUGCGCUGCUAGCAAAAACAAGAAAAACAACUACGAUAAGGUUAUUGAUAACAUCAAAAACUUUGCGAACCAUUUUCACAACAUCAACCACAGCAACCACAGCAGCAGCAGCAACAACAACAACAACGGCAACACAUUCAAAAAAAUUUAUGAAACAAACAGAGAUGACAGCCACCUCAUAGACAUCAGCAGCAGCAGCAACAACAAAAACAGUGUUCAUAAAAAUUCAAACAAUGUUGAACAGCAGCCUGGCGACCAAUAUAUCGUGCAAGAUGGCUCGAACAAUCAAGCUGCCAACAAAACAAUUCCUAGCGCAAAAAAUUACCAAAAAUGGAAAAAGUUUAACAGCAAUAACAACAACAACAGCAACAACAAUAACAAAGAAUCACAAAAUAGCAAACCUUGGGCAUUCAGAUCACUGAGAGCUGAAAAAUCUCAUGAAGCAGCAGAACAGACUGCCAGCAAUUCAAACAACAGUAACAAAAUUUCUCAAAAAACAUCCAAUAACAUUUUAAAUUUUGAUUGUAAACUUGUUGACCCAAACAAAAACAUCAGGGUAAAUAGUGACAUUAACAGAAAUAACAUCACCACCAACAAAAUAAACAACAAUGUAAAUAUUUCUAUGACUUCUAAAUAUGCUACUGACAACAUUAAAAGCAGUGUAACCAACAAUAGCAACGCCAAUGACAUCAAUGCCAACAACAACAAAAACAACGUUACAAACGACAACAAACAUUUGAACAACAACAACAUCAGCAAGAGCAACAACAAUAUCAACAACAACAUCAAGAUCAACAACAAUAAUAUCAACUACAACAGCAUCAACAACAACAACAUCAACAACAACAGCAGCAACAUCAACGUCGUCACUGAAUGUCCUCAUUGCAAAGUCGGUAAAGAGAAGUUAGACGAAAUGACCAAACUGAGUGAAGAGCUGGAGAAAGAACUGACUUCAUUAAAAAGCGAUAUGAACAAGCAGAGAGACGAGAAGACAAUGUUACAAGUGCGGGUUGAACACUUGCUUGCUGACAACGAAGCUUUAAAAAAGGAUGUUAAUCGUCUGACGAAAAAUUACAACAACAUUGCAAACUUUCCUGCUGAUAAGAAGAUAAGCAAUAUGGUUGACAUUGAGAUCUUGCCUCAACACCAUUCACAACAAACCGGGCAACAACACCAAUAUCUUCCACACCAUGUUAAACAACAUUACGCCACAUUCAACAAAAACAUCUGCACGAACAAUGGUUACAGCAACUCAAGCAUCAUCAACAACAACGCCACGAACAACACGAACAACCUCAAAUCAGACAGUGUGAACAGCGUGAACAAACACGACAACGACAGUGACGAGUAUGACAACGUCUCCAUAUCGUACAACGUAUCUUCUCUCCACAUAGGAAGGGCAGCGACAGCUGGGAGCGCGACGACAAAAACUUCUGCACUAUUGAAAAAAAUUUGUCCGCACAUUUCUGCCACAGAUCGAGAGUGGAGGUCCACAGAAGAGUUUCUCCCUCUGCGUUCUACGACAUCCAACCCGCACCAGGGCACGCAAAAUAAUCUUCAAGGCAGUGAAUCUCGGGGAGUUAAAUCAGAUCUGACUUUGGACGACAGUCUUUGUGUGGUGUAUCCGAAUCGAACAUUCAAACAGCAGAUGGAGAGCCUGAUGACGAGUAACAGAAGCAUGGAGUCGCUGAAAAGCGAACCAUGCCUGAAGACUCACAGACAGAGAAGACGACGUCAAUCCAACCUGACUGCGAGUGAAGGUGUUUCGAACAGUUACAAAGAUGUUUCAUCCAUCAGCAAAAAGGAUAGUGACACAUGCAAGCAGUUGAAUGACAAUGUGUUAAAAUAUGCUGAUACAAAAAGUUUCGAAGUUAUUAAAGUUCAACACCUAGAAGCGUAUUCACAACAUUUACAAAAUACUAAUAUUCUUGAGGAACAAAAUUGUCAAGGCCAAGAAUAUUUGAACAAAAACAACGAUUCUUUCUACGAGAAUUACCCUCCAACAAAAACAGUCAAACCACCACUGAAAACAUCGAUGACGACCGCCUCAAAAAUUGAUUCCAACAAUAAAGGUUCAAAUGACGCUUCAAAUGGUGCAGCAAGAGGCUUUCUCACAAAUAAAAUAAAUGACACAACGACAACAACAACCAUAACAACAACAACCACAUAUUUUAAUACUCUCAACGAUUCUAACAGCUCAGGCAACAACAUUUCUGAAGAAGACAUGAAAAAAGUCGACAACUUGAAAGAACUCGUGGAACUCUACAGGAGCCAACUGCAGAAGGAGCAGGACACCUUUAUGAGGGAGAAACUUCUGGUCAUCGAAUAUCAGAAGAAGUUGCAGGAAGAAUAUUCGAGACUGCAAGAAAAGUGUGACAUGCUGGAGAACUUGAUGAGGGUAAACAGCAAGAGAACUACUUCAACGUCGUCGUCAUCAACUUCCGUCAUUCAGCCUGAUCCAUACUCCAUCGACAUUAAAUUUCUUCAUAGCAAUCCCACCCAUUUGUCAUCAUAGUAGUCAUCAUCGUCCUUGUUAUCAUCACCAGCACCGCCUCAUCAUCAUUAUCAUUAUAAAUUCAUCACUAACAUCCUCAGCCGUUUCGAAGGUUGUACUAUCAAUGAUGCCAUUGUGGCCAUCAUCGUUAAAUUUAUUUGUGAAUCGACUGAAAAAACGUUCUAAUAAAAAUUAAAUAUAUUAAUUAAUAAAUUAAUUAAUAAUUAAUAUAUGAAUCUUUCUUUAAUAAGUAGAUGUAUAAUUCUGGUAAAAUCUGAAGACAGGUGGUAAAACAUCAUAACGAGUGUAAAAGAGUGA
Messenger RNA from Helobdella robusta, 4083 nucleotides. RefSeq lists its product as hypothetical. The record is from RefSeq and is a predicted model, not a curated record. The coding region runs from base 490 to 3786 and encodes 1098 amino acids. Lineage: Eukaryota; Metazoa; Annelida; Clitellata; Rhynchobdellida; Glossiphoniidae. The transcript has 3 exons.